AUGAGUGAGAAAGUGAUUGAUAAGGUCGAAUUAACGGAAGCUGUAGAGACAACCAACUUUACGAGCAUCACAUCACAAACAGAGCCCAAGCAAGAAUCUGAAAAAAACCUCAAGCGAUCUCGACCAGAUUCACCAUUUGACGGUUUAAAAACAAGCGAUGAUAGUAUUCUUUACGAGACUAAAGAAAGACAAAUGUGCCCUCGAUGCAAAAAGACAGUAAAGUACUUUUGUUACCGAUGCUUUGAUGUCAGUGGAAUGGAUCGUUCCCAGAUCCCCACAGUUAAUCUUCCUGUUCAUUUGGAUGUGAUCAAACAUGAAAGAGAGUUGGAUGGAAAAUCUACCGCUAUUCAUGCUCGUGUAAUUGCUCCAGAAGAUGUGAGUAUUUACACUUGGAAGAACGCACCUACUUAUGAGCAUCCUGAGCGUACACUGUUACUGUUUCCCGGCCCUGAUGCCAAAACACUUGCAGAAAUCCCUAGGGAUUCCUUUGAUCGUGUCGUUGUAAUUGACGGUACAUGGAGUCAAGCCAAUGCUAUUGCACGCGAUACACCAUCAUUACAAAACCUUCGAAAAGUGACAAUUGCACCAAGAAUCACCCACUUCUGGCGGUUUCAGCAAAUGAGUGAGAACCAUUUGGCAACUAUUGAGGCUAUUUAUUAUCUUUACCAUGAAUAUUGCCAGACAUACGAAACCCCUGAAGGAUAUGAUGGCCGCUAUGAUAACCUGAUGUUUUACUACAAAUUCUUCUACGAUUUGAUUCAGGAUAAAUAUAGACAAACCAAAAAGACAUUCACUCACCGCCACAAACAAAACUACAUCAAAUAUGCUGAAAAUAAACCCAAAGACCAAAAAGCAGACGAUGUUGAGACUGUAACGGAUAAGAAUGUCCCAGAGGAAACAGACGCUCAAAAAAAUGUCGAAACAGUUAAAAAGCAGUAACGAGCAUAGAUCCUUUUCUUUUUCUUAAAAAAAAAACAGCUGCAUAUCAUUUCAUUUCUGUACAACACUUUCCUUUCCAUUAAAACUAUACAAACAAUUUUGUCAUUUAGCUGGUAUUACC
Phycomyces blakesleeanus NRRL 1555(-) is the source of this 1060-nucleotide messenger RNA. RefSeq lists its product as hypothetical. Lineage: Eukaryota; Fungi; Mucoromycota; Mucoromycetes; Mucorales; Phycomycetaceae. The transcript has 4 exons. The coding region runs from base 1 to 939 and encodes 312 amino acids. The record is from RefSeq and is a predicted model, not a curated record.